This is a messenger RNA of Rosa chinensis, 2469 nucleotides long. Its product is annotated as abscisic acid 8'-hydroxylase CYP707A2. Bases 574 to 1986 code for a protein of 470 amino acids. The transcript has 7 exons. Gene Ontology annotation, biological process: sterol metabolic process; abscisic acid metabolic process. Lineage: Eukaryota; Viridiplantae; Streptophyta; Magnoliopsida; Rosales; Rosaceae. Gene Ontology annotation, molecular function: heme binding; (+)-abscisic acid 8'-hydroxylase activity; iron ion binding. The record is from RefSeq and is a predicted model, not a curated record.
AAAAAGGUUCAAUUGAAAGCAAUGUAGGGUAACGUGAUAAUGGUAUCAUAAUUGACGGAGUACGGAUAGAAGAUGAUUAACAAGGGACCCUUUGGUCGUGCUCCGGACUCAAACUCGAGCUGUUUAGAUACGGUUUCCUACCUUUUCCCAUCGGCGUUAUUAAAAAUGUUGCAAAACCAGCGUUGCACUCCCACUGGAUUACUUCCGUGAUCCUCAUCACUAACCAGAUAAGCCCCUCCCCUCCCCUCCUAUUGUACGGUCAAAUGCCGUCUAUACUACAGUACACGUUCUAUUAGCUCUGAUUCAACACGUGCUUAGCUCUCUCUCUCUAGCUUAGCUCUCUCUCUCUAGCUGGAAGCAGCAGAUUCCGUGUGCAGCUGGAAUUGAAAGCUCUCCUCUCCUUCCCCUGCUCCUUUCGCAACUCAUUACCUCCCCACCUGAGCCUAUAAAUACUCCCACUUCACUUGUUUUCUUCACCCAACUCAUUCCUACUUCUUUUCCUUCACCGUUUCUGCUCUCACUCUGUCUACUCUGUUCCUUUUACAACUUCAUUACCCAACAAAUUAAUCAGACAUGGAAUUACUCAGCCUCAACUCCAUGUUUUGCAUGUUUGCUGCUUCUGCUCUCAUCUUCUUCUUCUCUCCCAUCAUCAAGCUCUUCCUCACUUCCGCUCGCCGCAAAAUCCCACUUCCUCCUGGUUCCCUCGGUUGGCCUUAUAUCGGCGAGACCUUCCAGCUCUACUCUCAAAACCCAAAUGUCUUCUUCGCCUCCAAAAUCAAGAGGUUCGGCUCAAUCUUCAAGACCCACAUCUUGGGAUGUCCUUGCGUGAUGAUUUCGAGUCCGGCAGCUGCCAAAUUCGUGCUCUUGACGAAAGCCCAUCUGUUCAAGCCUACUUUUCCGGCGAGUAAAGAAAGGAUGCUGGGAAAACAAGCUAUAUUUUUCCACCAAGGAGACUACCACGCCAAGUUGAGGAAGCUUGUUCUCCGAGCCUUCAUGCCGGCAGCCCUCAAAAACAAAGUCGAAGACAUUGAAUCCCUCGCCAAGGACUCCCUUCAGUCCUGGGAAGGCCGGUCGAUCAACACCUACCAAGAAAUGAAGACGUUCACGUUCAAUGUCGCACUGCUUUCCAUCUUUGGCAAAGAUGAGAUUCUGUACAGAGAGGAUCUCAAGAGGUGCUACUACAUUCUCGAGAAGGGUUACAAUUCAAUGCCCAUUAAUAUUCCUGGAACACUCUUCCACAAGUCCAUGAAAGCCAGGAAGGAGCUGGCUCAGAUCUUGGCCAAAAUCAUCUCAACCAGGAGAGAAAGCAAGCUCGAGGACCAUAACGACCUUCUCGAGUCCUUCAUGGGCGACAAAGAAGGCCUCACCGACGAGCAAAUUGCCGACAACGUCAUCGGCGUCAUCUUCGCCGCCCGUGACACGACGGCGAGCGUUUUGACUUGGAUUAUGAAGUAUCUCGGCGAAAACCAGAGUGUUCUUGAAGCUGUCACGGAAGAGCAAGAAGCAAUUAUGAGGCUUAAAGAAGAGAGUGGCGAAGACAAGGCUCUGAAUUGGGAAGAUACCAAGAAGAUGCCCAUUACUUCGAGGGUUCUUCAGGAGACACUGCGAGUUGCUUCCAUUUUAUCUUUUACAUUUAGGGAAGCUGUCGAAGAUGUUGAGUACGAAGGUUAUCUGAUACCAAAAGGGUGGAAAAUUUUACCACUUUUCAGAAACAUUCACCACAGCCCGGAGAUCUUUCCGGAGCCUGAGAAGUUUGAUCCCACAAGAUUUGAGGUAGCUCCAAAACCCAAUACAUACAUGCCAUUCGGCAGUGGGAACCACUCAUGUCCUGGGAAUGAAUUGGCCAAGCUGGAGAUUUUGGUCAUUCUACACCAUCUCACAACAAAGUACAGGUGGUCUAUUGUUGGUGCAGACAAUGGCAUACAGUAUGGCCCUUUUGCUCUUCCCCAAAAUGGGCUGCCCAUCAUAUUAUCUUCUAAGGAAUGAGAUUUCCCUAUAUAUAUAUAUAUAUAUAUAUAUAUAUAUAUAUAUAUAUAUAACUCCGAAUUCCACAGCCCAAAGCUUCAACUGCUUUCUAUAUAUAGUUAUUAGAUAAAGAGAGAGAGAUAAAGAAAAGAGGAUUGGUUUCUUGCCUAUUUAAGGAUAGUGAAGAAAUGAGAGCUCCAAGAAACAAUGAGCUGAAGAAAGCUAGGGAUUCAUUUAUCAUUUCUUUUUGGCCGAACUGAGACGGCUGAAGAUAGCCGGAAGCCAAAUGUACAUAACUGAAGAGUGUUCUUGAUAUCAAAACAUGAUAUAUGCAAACGGCAUAUCAUGUUUCCUUUUUUUCUUUUUUCUUUUGAGAUGAUACCGAAGAGAAUUGUACAUACUAAUUUCACAAAAUUUUUAUUUCCUUUAUCAAAUAAAUGUAAAGAGCUGCAAGGCUGGAGUUAUGAUUCAAUGGAGUAAAUCGAGUUUUGUUAAAUUUCUUGA